Pipistrellus kuhlii (Kuhl's pipistrelle) is the source of this 2086-nucleotide messenger RNA. It is a transcript of the gene CDKN2C, whose product is annotated as cyclin dependent kinase inhibitor 2C. Bases 1216 to 1722 code for a protein of 168 amino acids. The transcript is spliced from 3 exons. Gene Ontology annotation, molecular function: cyclin-dependent protein serine/threonine kinase inhibitor activity; protein kinase binding. The record is from RefSeq and is a predicted model, not a curated record. Gene Ontology annotation, cellular component: nucleus. NCBI's taxonomy places the organism in Eukaryota, Metazoa, Chordata, Mammalia, Chiroptera, Vespertilionidae. Gene Ontology annotation, biological process: regulation of cyclin-dependent protein serine/threonine kinase activity; negative regulation of cell population proliferation.
ACUCGGCGGAGCCUCCUUAAAACUCUGCCGUUAAAAUGGGGGCGGGUUUUUCAACUCAAAAAGCGCUCAAUUUUUUUCUUUUCAAAAAAAGCUGAUGAGGUCGGAAAAAAAAAAAAAGGGGGAAAGAAACCGGCACGGUCUCUGCAGCGGCCACAGAAGUAGCGAUUGUUGGAGCAGAGCAGAGAAGCAGAGAAGGGAGGGGAGGAGGAGAAUAGAAAGUGUCUGCAGGGGAGAAGGGAGCCGGGACCGGCGAUUCUGGGGGAGACUGAGCCACAAAAGAAACUGUCACCCGGAGCGCUGCGGCUCGGGAGGAAGCCGUGCUGCCCGGUCCGGCUGCGGGCACAGCUGCCCCGCGGGCGGCACCGGCUCGGGGCGCAGAGGUCGGGGGACCGCGAGAGGCUCGCCAAGUGGCACCACCGGUGGCCGAACCGGCUGGGCGCUCUGGUCGACGACAGGGCUGCGGGACCGGCUGCGCCCUGGGGACUCCCCAUCCUGGGAGACCGGCUCCGGCUUCCCAGGACCCCGCCGAUCUCCGGAGGCGCCCUCCGAAGACCAGGAGAGGACGGAAGAGACGGCGGCAGCCGCUCCGGGAGCGUCUCCAGUAGGAGGUCUGGACUGGCUCGGUCCUAGGCGGGAAGCUACGGGCGAGCUGCCCCGUGCAGCCGCGAUGCUGCAGCGCGCUGCCCCCGCCGCCCGGGCCCCGUAGACGCCGCUGCCCGCACCGCUCUCCCUCCCGUCCCCGCACCCGGUGGGGCCGGCAUGACCCGCCUGGCCCAGGCCCGCCGCGCGUCCGGCGGGCUCCGAAGACGCGCGCCGAGCCGGGCUCCCACGGCCUCGGAGGCUCUGCGGGGCUGCGGCGGCCCGGCGGGCGGGCUCCGGAGCCUCCCCGCGCGGCGUUAACCCGCGUCCCCGGCCCCCGGACGCGGAUCAAGGCCCUUCCCCGGGGAAGCCGAGGCCACGGAGGAGUCGUGACGGACCUGGAACUCGAGGGCUACGGAACUACCACUCCCGUUUGCCUUUUGGCGAUCGUCGUUAACCCCCUGGAGGACGUCAGCAUCCAGCUGCAGCGGCGCUCCCCCUGCAGAGCGGAGCCCUCGGCACGGACUACCCCUCCGGGCGUGACGGAUGGAGACCGAGCCUCCCCGAGGACCUGCCCCUGCAGUUCUGGCCGGCGCGGCUCCAGUCGCCACCACCGCGAGCAAGGGACCCUAAAGAAUGGCCGAGCCUUGGGGGAACGAGUUGGCGUCCGCAGCUGCCAGGGGGGACCUAGAGCAACUUACUAGUUUGUUGCAAAAUAAUGUAAACGUCAAUGCACAAAAUGGAUUUGGAAGGACUGCGCUGCAGGUUAUGAAACUUGGAAAUCCUGAGAUUGCCAGGAGACUACUGCUUAGAGGUGCUAAUCCUAAUUUGAAAGAUGGAACUGGUUUCGCUGUCAUUCACGAUGCAGCCAGAGCGGGUUUCCUGGACACUUUACAGACUUUGCUGGAGUUUCAAGCUGACGUGAACAUCGAGGAUAAUGAAGGGAACCUGCCCUUGCACUUGGCUGCCAAAGAAGGCCACCUCCCGGUGGUGGAGUUCCUCGUGAAGCACACUGCCAGCCACGUAGGGCAUCGGAACCACAACGGGGACACCGCCUGCGACUUGGCCAGGCUCUACCGGAGGAACGAGGUCGUUAGCCUGAUGGAGGGAACCGGGGCGGAGGGAGCUGAGAAUCUACAGUGAAUGCGCGGGGAGGGCUCUCCCACACUGCCUUCUAUUCUGUCAGUUAAAUGGUUGGCUGUUUUAAUAUCAUCUGUUAAAACUCAGUUUUGUCAUAUUUUAAGCAGCUUGUUAAAUCUUCUGAAACUGCUAAAUGGACAUCUUACUACAGGUUUAUGCAUCUAUCUUUUUCACCUACAGAACCCUGAGUUCUAACAUAUAAUUGCAAAUAGCUUUGGCUUUCUUCUUAUUAUUUUAUCUUCCCUUUACUUUUUCUUGGCUUCUUUCUCCCUUUGCCAAUCUCAAUACCCAACUUGAUGACUUUGUUUUAAAAAUGGUUUGUCCUGAUGCUUCUUUUGCCUAAUUAAAACACUUUUUCAAAACAGGA